CCCUAACCCUUUUCUUUUUUUUCUCUUUUUUUUUUUUGCUAUAUUGUACAGAAAGAGAGAAAGGAAUACUCUUGCUUAGUCUACUCCCUUUCCAAAUACCCUCGCUAUUUACUGGUUUUAUUUUCAUUUUCAUUUUUGUUCCCAUAUUGGUAGAGUGGCAUGGUGUUUCCUAAAAGUCUAGAUAGAUACUUAUAUAUAGAUAUUAGAUAGAUGGAGGGGGAGAUGCGGAUUCACAUCCGAUUCCUACCUUACCUUUUCUGCUGGGUUUUAUGUACGUUUUUACUACUGGUACAUUGUAUUGUAGUAUCUUCUGUAGUCGAUCAUCUCAAUUACACCACGCCCCCGUCCAUACCUAUCGAGUACCACCCACCAUUUACAACUUGCAAACGUACUCAAGAAAAAAAAACAUUAAGUAUUUAUAUUGAGAGCAUGGUACUGUCCAUGCCCAGGGCCAUCUUGGCCACAGCUACGGUCACAGCCACGAACCAACCAGCCAGCCAUAGCAGAUACCGUGUAAGGCCAUAUGAAGCCCACCCAGUUCCUAAUCCGAUAUCCAACCAUCCAAUGUCGUAAAGGCAUGAAGAAGAAAAAAAGCAAUGAAGCAAUCAAGCAGUGAAGGGCGUCCAACACCAGACCCCAACCAGCAAGUGAUAUACACGAAACAAAUACACAAACGUCAGAAUUUCUGCACAGAAUCAUAA
Messenger RNA from Aspergillus heteromorphus CBS 117.55, 701 nucleotides. RefSeq lists its product as uncharacterized. The transcript has a single exon. Bases 211 to 573 code for a protein of 120 amino acids. The record is from RefSeq and is a predicted model, not a curated record. NCBI's taxonomy places the organism in Eukaryota, Fungi, Ascomycota, Eurotiomycetes, Eurotiales, Aspergillaceae.